AUGACCUCCUCCGACCCCCACGACGCCAACUACCCCGUCUUCCGAGAAUGUCUGUCCAGCGCCAUCGUCGAGAAGUCCGACACGCACCGACCGGCCAAGACGAAACGAAAGGCGCAUAAGCCCGGUCCCCGACGCAAUGGAAAGGUGAAGAAAGACGACGUCCGCGCUGCGCCAGAGCCUACAGAAUCCGAGUCCAGUGCCCUACGAGGCGAUCCUGAGGAAUUGGCGGACUUCAUCGAUUUUCUCGCCUCCGAAAUCUUCACCUCCUUCCCUCCUGACCUCCAAACCCUCGACUACACCAGCAUCCAACACUCCGCCGCCCUUCGAGACCGAUACACCUCCAACCCACUUCCCCCGGCCACCCUUGACGCCAUCCUCACGACGCUCCCGCCCUCCGUGCCGGACACCUUGACCGUGUACGGGCUCCUCCCCGCACCGGGAGACGCCAGCGACGUCUCCGAUUUCCUAGGGCGCGUGGUCACGGAGUACGCGGGGGCGGUGACGCGGGCGCCGCCGGUGUGGGCGACGACGCGGACGGAGGGGUGCGAGAUCUGCGAGCGGGACUGGAUCCCGCUAUCGUACCACCACCUCAUCCCGCGCGGGGUGCACGAGAAGGUGCGCAAGAAGGGGUGGCACGAGGAGUGGAUGCUGAACAGCGUGGCGUGGCUGUGUCGCGCGUGCCACAGCUUCGUGCAUCGGAUGGCGAGCAACGAGGAGUUGGCGCGGGAGUGGUUUACGGUCGACAGGAUCCUGGAACGGGAGGACGUCAGGGAUUGGGCGAAGUGGGUGAGUCGAGUGAGGUGGAAGGCGCGAUGA
This is a messenger RNA of Aspergillus steynii IBT 23096, 816 nucleotides long. RefSeq lists its product as uncharacterized. The transcript is spliced from 2 exons. Bases 1 to 816 code for a protein of 271 amino acids. The record is from RefSeq and is a predicted model, not a curated record. Lineage: Eukaryota; Fungi; Ascomycota; Eurotiomycetes; Eurotiales; Aspergillaceae.